AUGGUGGAUUGUAAACCCCUAGCCACACCAACGGCCGUCACACUGGUGGUAACUCCGUCUGAUCAACCGUUUGAGAACCCGACACAAUACCGCCGUAUAGUGGGCGCACUGCAGUACUUAACUAUCACCCGGCCAGAUCUCUUGUAUGCAGUCAAUCGCUUAUGUCAGUUUAUGCACUCUCUAAUCGUUGACCACUGGGGGCUAGUGAAACGUGUGUUACGCUACACCAAGGGCACGCUAGACUACAGUCUACGGCUCUCGCCAUCCUCGUCAACUACCAUUCAUGCCUAUUCGGACUUCGACUGGGCCGGCUGUCCGAUUGAUAGGAAGAGCACGAGUGGAUAUGCUGUUUACCUAGGGUCUAACCUUGUCUCUUGGCUGUCUAGGAAACAACGCACUGUCGCCCGUUCAUCUACUAUAGCCGAAUAUAAAGCCCUCGCCGAUGUUUCCGCUGAAGUCACUUGGGUCGUUUCUUUACUCCGUGAACUUGGGUUACACUCUGGACAGCCGUCAACUUUGUGGUGUGACAACCUCGGGGCAACGUAUCUUUGUGCCAAUCCGGUCUUCCAUGCGCGCACCAAACAUGUCGAAAUUGAUUAUCACUUCGUUCGCGACAAAGUGGCCUCCGGGGACAUCGUCGUCAAUUUUGUUUCUACUAAGGACCAGCUUGCGGACAUCUUCACCAAACCGUUGCCUGGUUCGAGGUUCGCUAUCCUUCGAGACAAGCUCAAUGUUGUGGCUCACCAACCUUGUGCUUGA
Molecule: messenger RNA, 759 nt
Organism: Ipomoea nil (Japanese morning glory)
Lineage: Eukaryota; Viridiplantae; Streptophyta; Magnoliopsida; Solanales; Convolvulaceae
Exons: 1
Coding region: 1-759 (252 amino acids)
Source: RefSeq, a predicted model, not a curated record